AUGGAGGAUUCUGAGCCGUACGAGGAGAGCGCGGAAACCGCCGGGGUCGGGGAAGAGAGGUUGGACGAUAUUUUCGAAGUGGAAGCCACCAAACGGCUCGGUCGGAACUCAGACUGUGCGGAAGGCAUUGGAAUACUAAUGGAAGCAGAUUCAGUCGACACUUUCAUUGAGCUCACCGUAGAACUGCGGAGACUAAAGGUCAAUGAGGUUGUUUCUGGCUGCACGGAGGGGUUGGCAACGGCUGAGCUAGUCGCAGGGCCCGAGAAACCCGACCAAGAUCCAAAAGAAUCCCUGGCAUCACUAGAUAUGUCCCGAUGGGUGGUCAAGAUAGUCGCUUCUGACAAACUAUUCUGCCGUUGGUCGGAAACGGAGCUUGGGGCUGAUUCCGAGUUCUCGCCGGAUAAGUUUGACGUGCGUGAAGAUGUCGAGUUGCUCAAAGAGAUAGGCAGCUGUGUCGACACAACGUCGCUCGACUGGAUCGGGAGCUGGCUUGCAGGGAUCAGAGACUCGCUCGGAAACAUAAAGAUGCUUGAAGAAGCAGUGCUAAUCAACGAAGUUAUUGAUACAACUGAGAUUGCGGCGCUGCUCGAUGCCGCCCCGAGACCCAGAGAUGUGGUGUCUCUUGAUGAUGCAACAACGUUGCCUGAAGGCUCAAUGACUUCGGUAGUGACUGCAGGGGUGUGGGUAUCGUCUGAAGAUGAGCGGCUCGCAAGGGCGGUCUCAACCCCAGCGAUGGCUGAGGAUAUACCUGACGAUUCUGGAGAUAGUGUCCAUGGCGACGAACGCGAGCUGCUAGGAAAUGGCAAUGUUGAGGUCGCGACAUCUAGAGAGGUCGGUAAACCCAAUGCACCUGAUGCCUCUGUUGACUUAGAGAGACGCAGAGAGAUUGCGGAUCCGGGUAACGCAGAUGCCUCGAGGGUAUUGGGCGGGCCCACCAAGCUCGAUGAAUCCGGACGCACAGGGUGGUUACCGCUCACGGUAAUCAUCGUGGUUGACGUGGUCGUAGCUGCAACAGUUAUUGACAUAUCUCCUGAUGAUCCUGAAAGCACUGCCAAAGCUCGUCGAGACGUUCGGAAUGUUCGGCCCUAUGGGGGUGAUGGUUCCGAGUGUGUUCUCAAAGUCGUGAAUAUUGUCCGAGUGAUCGAGACCUUGGCUGAGCCUGGUCUGUUGCUUAGACUUGGCGUCGGUUCGACGUUGGAGAAAUUGGUGGAUAGCGUGCCAUUCGCAACCAGAGCAGUGGUAACCGAGGAGUGGAUGUCGAGGGAAAGGCCGCGGGUACUCGUUACAAAAGAUAAACCAGUGUACGUCCCGGAUCCCGGUCCCAGCCACGGUGCUGGCGCUGCCCCUGGCGGUGGUGCGCUUGCGGGCGGCGGAUACGGUAUAUCGGGAUAUCCUGGUCUCCCCGGCAUGGUGAUGGUGCCGGAAUAG
Molecule: messenger RNA, 1428 nt
Organism: Verticillium alfalfae VaMs.102
Lineage: Eukaryota; Fungi; Ascomycota; Sordariomycetes; Glomerellales; Plectosphaerellaceae
Exons: 7
Coding region: 1-1428 (475 amino acids)
Source: RefSeq, a predicted model, not a curated record